This is a messenger RNA of Sorex araneus (European shrew), 389 nucleotides long. RefSeq names its product SH2 domain containing 1A (gene SH2D1A). The transcript has 4 exons. The record is from RefSeq and is a predicted model, not a curated record. Lineage: Eukaryota; Metazoa; Chordata; Mammalia; Eulipotyphla; Soricidae. Bases 1 to 378 code for a protein of 125 amino acids.
AUGGACACAGUGCCUGUGUAUCAUGGCAAAAUCAGCCGGGAGACAGGGGAGAGACUCCUGCUGGCCACAGGUCUGGAUGGCAGUUACUUACUGAGGGACAGCGAGAGCGUUCCUGGUGUGUACUGCCUGUGUGUUCUGUAUCAAGGUUACAUUUUUACAUACCGAGUGUCCCAGACAGAAACAGGUUCUUGGAGUGCCGAGACAGCACCUGGAGUACAUAAAAGAUUUUUCCGCAAAGUAAAAAAUCUCAUUUCAGCAUUUCAGAAGCCAAAUCAAGGUAUUGUAGUACCUCUGCAGUAUCCAGUUGAAAAGAAGGCCUCAGACAGAGAUACACAAGGUAAAAGAGACCAUCAUGAUGUCUUCAUGAAAGCACCAUGAAGAAAAAUAAA